This is a messenger RNA of Drepanopeziza brunnea f. sp. 'multigermtubi' MB_m1, 720 nucleotides long. Lineage: Eukaryota; Fungi; Ascomycota; Leotiomycetes; Helotiales; Drepanopezizaceae. The record is from RefSeq and is a predicted model, not a curated record.
AUGCAUUCCAACUACAUAUUCGUCGUCGUCGCUCUCUUCUCCGCACACCUCAACGCCCUUCCUCUCAACAUCAAUCUCGGAGCCUAUUCGCCUGCCUUGGUAGUCGGUGAUGGUGAAAUCUCAUUCGGAAGUAAGCAAGACGUAUCCAAUUUGAUGAACGCUCUCGAAGGUGCCGCUGUUGCAGGUAGCGCUGCUCAAGCUGCAGCCCCAGCCCCAGCCGCUCCAGCUGCUCCGAUUACGACUCCACCCGCCGCUGCCCAGGACACUUCCCUCCAGGGCAUAGGCAAGGAGAUCUCUCCUCGAGCCCUCCAGCUGCACUCGGCGGCCCAGAGGAGAGACAUGCAAGGAUUCAACGCCGCCCUAAACUACGCCAGCGCGGCCUUGAAGAUGAGCCCCGAGGUCCAGCUUGGUACCGGGGAAGGUGGAUCCGGGAUCGGUAUCACGCAAAAGGCCGGCGGAACCGUCUCCCCGGCCCCAGCUGGAGGAAAGGAGGUUGCCGCCCGCGAUCUGUUCUCGCCGAAGAUGAAGACGACCGUCACGACCAUGUAUGUUCGUGGAGGUGCGCUACCAGUCCGCGACAACGAGGAUUCGCCAGUUGAGAGGCGCGAGCCGACGCCGAGCUCAUCCACAAUCGACGGCAUCAACCUCAACAUGGCCGAAGGCCAAGUCGCGGAGUUGACGUUCGUCGAGACAGCAGAGGUGGACGACGACGAUGAGUGA